CUCAACUACCCUCACAACCACCCUCACAACCACUUCACAAUGCCUCGUCAACGAUCCGUCGGCCGCGCUCCUUCGCGCCCUACCGCCGCUGCUUCUGCUCCCAAGCCCCAGCAGACUCGACCUGCCGCCACCCAUGCUGCUCCCGCUGCUCACCCUCCUGCCCAGGCCAUGCCUCCUCAGGCUGCCGGUUCCCAGGGCCCUGGACUUUUUGGUCAAAUGGCCAGCACUGCUGCCGGUGUCGCUAUCGGUUCCUCAGUAGGCCAUGCCAUCGGUGGUAUGUUUGGUGGCUCCUCCGAGCCCGCUGGUCCCGUCCAGGCUCAAGCCGCCCCCCAAGAGCAGUCCUGGAACCAAAACAACUGCGCCGGUGUCGCUCAGAACUUUACAAAGUGCAUGGAUGACAACAACGGAAACAUGCAGAUCUGCAACUGGUACCUUGAGCAGCUCAAGGCUUGCCAGGCUGCUUCUGGCCAGUAAGCGUUGGGAAAUACGAAUAAUAGAACUUGAUAUCAUUAUGGGAAAGGAAACAACAUCGGGGAUAAAUCCCCUGGCAGCGUGCGUGCUAAUAGAGACUCGGCGAGAAUACUGUUGCAUCUCGGCACAACCAAUUGUAUAAUACAAAACAAGAUCUCACUCAACCCACAAAUUGGGAACUCAA
Molecule: messenger RNA, 655 nt
Organism: Fusarium graminearum PH-1
Lineage: Eukaryota; Fungi; Ascomycota; Sordariomycetes; Hypocreales; Nectriaceae
Exons: 2
Coding region: 40-474 (144 amino acids)
Biological process (GO): mitochondrion organization
Cellular component (GO): nucleus; mitochondrion
Source: RefSeq, a predicted model, not a curated record